AUGGCUCGCUCAAGCGUUGUCGUUUUGAUGCUAAUGGCACUGUUCUUGACCUCCGCUUUAGCUCAAUCUCCUUUGUCCUCACCAGCAUCUUCUCCCAUGAAAUCUCCACCGUCGUCACCGACUCCAACUCCGGAACCAGCCGCCGCUCCUCAAUCUGGACCAACUGUCUCUCCUUCUGCACCUAAAGAGAGUAAUUCGUCGCCAGCACCCUCUCCAGAGUCUUCUCCUCCUCCAGCAACUACUCCUCCUCCUCCUCCUACUACUGCUCCAGAGUCUUCUCCUCCUCCAGCAACUACUCCUCCUCCUCCUCCUCCUCCUCCUACUACUACUCCAGAGUCUUCUCCUCCUCCAGCAACUAGUCCGCCUCCUCCAUCCGCAAACUCCGACCCGCCAUCUGAAGGUCCUUCACCUAAAAACGGCGCCGUUUCAAACAGAUUUGCUUUUUCUGGAACUGUGGCUGCUGGCUUCUUCGCUGCCGUUUUGGCGAUGUAG
Hevea brasiliensis (rubber tree) is the source of this 492-nucleotide messenger RNA. RefSeq names its product arabinogalactan protein 1. The transcript has a single exon. The record is from RefSeq and is a predicted model, not a curated record. Lineage: Eukaryota; Viridiplantae; Streptophyta; Magnoliopsida; Malpighiales; Euphorbiaceae. The coding region runs from base 1 to 492 and encodes 163 amino acids.